UUUGAGUGGUGAUUUUUAGUUACGCGCGAACUCGCGUGUGUUCUUUACAUAAGGUUGAAGUGCUGUUGAGUGUUUUCCCCAGACGGGGAUCGGACGGUCGCGAUGACCGACCAUGGACUCAAGUGGUUCAUGGUGUUGUAUUUGGGGAUAUCAGCCGUAUCUGGGCAAUUUCUUCAAGGCAGCGUACAUAGAUCGGCGAACAGAACGGGACUCUACGGAAGACCGGACAAUCGCAAUUAUCCAAGGAGACCUUCGGGAGGUACAUACAGAAAUGGAGGUUACGACGACGUGCAAACCUCACAAGAAUACAGCAGCAAUACUCGAGUAGAGGUUGAGGAUGAAAAUGAAAUUGACGAAGAUGAGCAAGAAAACAGAGGGGACCAAGCUGCAAGCCAAGAGCUCUUCGGUGAAACUUCAUCGCCACGGUAUGACCAAUCGUACGAAUACGGAUCCAGAGGCUAUCCCGGAGGAAGAACUUGGGAGGCAGCGGGAGGUUAUGGCGGUAGAGCCUCCUAUGGAACAUCUCACGGCGGUUACGGUUCUGGAUCUGCAGCAGCUGGUGGUGAAUAUGGAUCGCAAUCCCAAGGAAGAUAUGAUUCAAGUUACAGCUCUGGAACAGGCUCUGGAUAUACCGGAACAGGUUCAGCCUCGGGAGGAUAUGUCGGAGCGGGUGCUGGCUCAGGAGGAUAUGCUGGAGCAGGUGCAAGCUCAGGAGGGUAUGCCGGAGCAGGUGCAGGCUCUGGAGGAUAUUCCGCAGGAGCAGUCUCCGUGGGUCGAGGAGGAGCCUCCCAGAGUAGUGGAUAUGAUUCAUACGGGUCCUACCCAAGCAGUCCAUAUGAAAACCGAAGACCGUACGGUAGCAGUUACGAUAUUAUCGAAGCUCCUGGCAGCGCCCUCGGUCCAAGAAACAUGUCUGAAAAAUGCAUUCCAAAGUGUUUUGCCGAAAAAGGAAACAGAGGUUUCCCAGGCCUCCCAGGUCGUAACGGCGAUAAAGGUAUCCGUGGAUUUCCAGGAGAUGAAGGUCUAGCAGGCGAAAAAGGAGAUAGAGGAGAAACUGGUCCGCAGGGACCUCGCGGUCCCAAAGGUGAUAGAGGAAAAACAGGUCUUCCCGGUUUCCCUGGUGUAAACGGAAUCCCUGGUCUACCAGGUCCUGAAGGACCUCCCGGUAUACCUGGAUUGGAUGGUUGUAAUGGUACAGAUGGAAGCCCCGGUCUUCCUGGUGCUCAGGGUGAUAGCGGUCCCAGAGGUUUUCCCGGACCACAAGGUAUAAAAGGAGAGAAGGGUGAGGCUGCCCACUGUGAAAUUAACUUAAAGGGCCAAAAAGGAGAACCUGGAAGAGACGGCGUUACCGGACCGCCUGGACAUCCAGGGCCACAAGGUCCACCUGGGUUACCCGGGCCUGCUGGGGAUAUUGGUCCUAGAGGUUUUACGGGCCCACCGGGGGCCAAAGGUCAAAAAGGCCAAAUGGGAGUGGGAUAUAGUGGAAUGAAAGGUCAGAAAGGAGAAACGGGCCCACCAGGUCAAAAAGGUGACUCUCCACUCGCUAGAUCGGAGUUCCACAAUAGAACUACCCAGAUCGGUCCUAAAGGAGACCAAGGUAUGAAAGGUGACCGCGGAGAUAUGGGUUUUCAAGGUCAAAAGGGAGACCAAGGUGUUGAAGGAGACUAUGGUAUUCCCGGAGCCAUCGGUAUGAAGGGAGAGAAAGGACUUAUCGGUCCACCUGGCCCAAGGGGGCGUGACGGCUAUGCUGGUCCACCAGGUCCACCAGGACAGAAAGGAGAUCGAGGAUUAGAAGGACUUCCAGGUUUACCCGGCAGACCGGGAUCUAAGGGAGAACCGGGACGUGACGGCCCUAAAGGAAAUUUAGGUUUAACGGGACCACCCGGGCCGCCGGGAGGUGGAAAAGGAACGCCGGGACCACCUGGACCUCAAGGUCCUAGAGGAUAUCCUGGUCCGCAAGGACCUAAAGGUACUGACGGUUUUAAUGGAGAUCCUGGGCAAAGAGGUCCACCUGGACCAGUGGGUGGACCGGGAGUGCCAGGAAGAGCGGGUCCUGAAGGUCCGCCUGGCGAUAAGGGAGACAAAGGUGAAUCUGGUUCAAUUGGCCAUCCAGGAGGAGAAGGACCGAGAGGUUUUCCAGGUUUGCAGGGUCCUCAGGGUCCUAGAGGAAACCCUGGUGAAAAAGGUUAUUCAAUAAUUGGCCCAAAAGGUGAUAAUGGAAUUCCCGGACGAGACGGCGAUAAAGGAAGUAAGGGUGAAAAAGGUUUUCAAGGAACUCGAGGAGCGCCUGGAGAUUCCCUUAACGGUAUCCCUGGAGACUCUGGUCCGCCAGGUCCCAGAGGUGAAAAGGGUAAUGCAGGACGACCGGGAAUACCUGGAGCUCCUGGAUCAUUUGGAGAAAAAGGUGAUAAAGGUGGAACUUGCAUCGACUGCUUACCCGGUCCGAAAGGUGACAAAGGAGACAGAGGUUUUGACGGCAGAGAAGGAGAUAUUGGACCUAGAGGACCUCCCGGCCCGCCGGGAGCUAUGGGUCAACCAGGACAAGUUGGUAUACCUGGUAUACCAGGAAAACCGGGCGCACCAGGUAAAGAUGGUACCGAUGGACCAGACGGACCUCCAGGAGACCGAGGAUUACCAGCUCAAGUCUCGGAAAGUUUAGUUAAAGGCAACAAGGGUGAUAAAGGAGAGCAAGGAUUAAACGGCAGGCCAGGACCGAUCGGUCCUAUGGGUGGCCCCGGACCCAAAGGAGAUAAAGGUCUGGCUGGAUUCCCAGGAGAAAAGGGAGAUAAAGGAUUAAAGGGUUACGAUGGUGCGGACGGAGUUCCCGGCUUAGAUGGAACACCUGGACAAAAAGGUCAAAAAGGAGAUAGUGUUAAAGGAGAAAUGGGUCCUCCAGGAUUUAGCGGAAGCCCGGGAGAAAAAGGUGAACCCGGAUUACAAGGUCCUCAAGGUAAAGCUGGAAGAUGUGCCGCUAAUAUUGUUGCCCAAAUGAAAGGCAGUCAAGGCCCUAUGGGGCCAAAGGGAGAACCGGGCAUACCUGGCCCACAGGGUUUACCUGGGUUAAGAGGCGAACCCGGUACGCCAGGACCCAAAGGAAAUACAGGACCAAUGGGUCCUCCAGGACCUAUAGGACGUCGUGGUUUAACUGGCCCAAGAGGUGACAAAGGAAAUGUUGGUCCCAUGGGCUUCCCAGGUGAUCGGGGAUUGGAUGGAGCCAGAGGUUUACCUGGUCUGAUUGGGCCAAGAGGCAUUAAAGGAGAACCCGGUAUUCCACAGGCUGGGCCUUCAGGGCCACCAGGUGUAAUGGGACUUAAAGGAGAAAAAGGUAUCCCGGGAUUCCCUGGUAAACCGGGACCCCACGGCAAUGACGGAUUACAAGGUUUAAUGGGAGAAAAAGGUGAUAUGGGUGUUGCCGGUUUAAAUGGUCUUGUAGGACCACCGGGACCUAAAGGAGAACCUGGUCCUAUUGGUCCAGCAGGUAUUCCUGGAAGUACAGGACCACCUGGUCCUCCUGGACCAAAAGGACUUCAAGGAUUAAAGGGAGAAUCUGGAAAACCAGGGCUUCCUGGUUUCCCAGGGCAAAAGGGAACCAAGGGUGAUUUCGGACCAGCAGGUUUACCUGGACUAAAAGGAGCUAUGGGACGACCAGGACCUUCCGGAAAUCCUGGUCUUAACGGCAGACCUGGUUUACCAGGAGAAAAGGGAGAUAAGGGUUACCAAGGACCACCAGGUCUUACUGGAAUAAUUGGAAUGCCAGGCGAGAAAGGUUACUCUGGACUUAAAGGUGAUAGAGGACCAGAAGGCCGUCCAGGCUUACCAGGACCUCCCGGUCUACCCGGUUUGAAGGGUAACGCCGGAAUACCCGGCUUACAUGGCAGAAAAGGAGAACCAGGGGCAGCUUCCGAGAAAGGUCAAAAAGGUGAACCUGGAAUUUCGGGUCCACGUGGUCGCGAUGGCUUGCCAGGAGCUCCAGGACCUGAAGGUCCUAAGGGAGAUAUUGGCUUACCUGGUCAAGGUCUGCCGGGUUAUCCAGGCCAAAAAGGAGACCGUGGUACACCAGGUUUCGAUGGAGCGCCAGGAACACCAGGUAAAAAGGGAGAUACAGGUGUCCCAGGUUUUACUGGCCCUAAAGGAGACAAAGGUCUACCAGGAAUUCCUGGAAGUCCUGGCAUGGAUGGAAGAGAUGGUCUGACGGGAUUAAAAGGUGACAGAGGAUUUCCAGGAAUUCCAGGUAUAACUGGAGAGAAAGGUGAUAAAGGUCAAGCAGGACUUAACGGAUACAAUGGAUCUCCAGGAGAAAAGGGCAUGCCAGGUCCUUUGGGACCAGAAGGUUAUCCAGGAAUUAAGGGAGAUAUGGGAGAAAGAGGUCCUCCAGGCAUUCCAAUUACAAUUAAAGGAGACAAAGGCGAACCAGGUCCCCCAGGAAUUAUCGGUAAGGACGGAGAAAAGGGAGAUAGGGGACUACCAGGGCCUGCCGGUAUAAAGGGAGAUAAAGGAGAUAUUGGUUUUCCUGGACUAAAAGGAGAUACCGGAUGGCCAGGACCAGAAGGACCAAAAGGCGAUCGAGGUCCGGCCGGUCUAGCCGGAUUGCCCGGACUAACGAUUAAGGGAGAAAAGGGACUUCCGGGACUUCCAGGUAAAAAUGGAAGAGAGGGAGCUCCUGGACCCCAGGGAGAAAAGGGUAUCAGUGGAAUACCGGGAUUAGUUGGAAGACCUGGCGUACCGGGACCUCCAGGACCUAUUGGACUUCAAGGAGCUAAAGGUGAUAGAGGCUUUGACGGUCGACCGGGACCAGUAGGACCUCCUGGCCCACCGGGACGCCCUGGACUAGAUGGUUUGCAAGGACCUUUGGGCGAGAAAGGAGAUCGAGGACCACCAGGGUUAAUGGGAGUGCCAGGCGAAAAGGGUGAUAGAGGUAUUCCAGGUGUACCAGGACCAGUUGGAGUGCAAGGUGAAAAAGGUGAUAGAGGACUUGACGGACUCACGGGACCUAGAGGCCCACCAGGACCACAAGGUUUCAAGGGAGAACUAGGUGCUCGUGGAGAAGUGGGAGCGAUUGGUUUGAUAGGUCUCAAAGGUGACAAAGGUGAUAGUGGACGGCCAGGCCUUCCUGGACCAAAAGGUAACGCCGGACUCGAAGGAAUGAAAGGAGCGCAAGGGUUAGAUGGUCGCCCGGGAGUAGAUGGAUAUCCUGGUACGCCAGGAGCAAUAGGUCCAAAGGGUGAUAAAGGAUAUCCUGGACCACCGGGAUCGCCAGGGCGCAUGGGUGAAAAGGGAGAUGCCGGUCUGGACGGUAGGCCUGGACUUGAUGGUGUCCCUGGUAUCGUAGGCCCGAAAGGUGACCAAGGAGAACCAUGUGUACAAACAUCAGAUUAUCUGACUGGAACCUUAUUGGUACGGCACAGUCAAAGCCGUGAGGUGCCUCAAUGUGAAGCCGGACACACGAAAUUGUGGGAGGGUUAUUCGCUCUUGUAUGUUUCGGGUAAUGAAAAACCACACGCCCAAGAUCUCGGCAUGGCAGGUUCAUGCGUCAGAAGAUUCUCAACGAUGCCCUUCGUAUUCUGCGAUAUAGACAACGUGUGCAACUACGCUAAUAGAAAUGACAAGUCAUAUUGGUUAUCGACCAGUGCCCCAAUACCUAUGAUGCCAGUGGAGGAAACCGCAAUCCAAGAAUAUAUUUCUAGGUGUGUGGUCUGUGAAACACCAGCUAACGUUAUAGCAGUCCAUAGUCAAUCCUUGUCUUUACCGGAAUGUCCUGGUGGAUGGUCUUCGUUAUGGAUCGGGUACAGUUUUGUAAUGCAUACUGGCGCGGGUGCUAACGGAGGAGGCCAAUCGCUAUCAAGUCCCGGUUCUUGCCUAGAAGACUUUAGAUCGUCGCCAUUCAUCGAAUGUAACGGUGCCCAAGGUCACUGCCAUUAUUUCUCGAACAUGUUGAGUUUCUGGCUGGCGACUAUCGAGCAAAGCCAACAGUUCCAGAAACCGCAGAAACAGACCCUUAAAGCUGGCAACGUCCGCGAUAGAGUCAGUAGGUGUCAAGUUUGUAUCAAAAACACGUAAGAUACGCUUUACUUUAGUUGAUAAUAGGCACAAUUGUUUCAAUUAAUAAACUGUUCAUAUUUACAUCUAAAAUCUAAGGCAAUGAACACUUUUACGUGAACAGUUAAUAAAUGCGCUAAUGUGUUCAACCAAUAAGUGUUCCUUCCGGAGUACUUGAUCGUCUGCUGUGAUAUGAGUGCCGGUAUCGGAAGAUCAAGUACUUGAUCACGUGGUCAAUAAUGUUGAUUUGUCCUAAUUUGUCAGUUUUUUUUCUAUAUGCCAUUGACAAAUGAUAAAUAGUUUUAACGGUAUACCGCUUAUAACUCCUAAUACUGCCGUGCCAUGGUUUUAACAAUAAAAAGCAUGUAUGUAUAGAUUCUUGUAUAGUAAUUUUAGGUUAAGUGUAUGUAAGUAUGGAAAACUUAAGUAGGUACCGACUUUUUUGGGUUUUAUUUAAUAGGUGCUUCUUUUAUAUAAAGUAUAUAUAAGCUCUUUUAUAUGGGAUUUUUUUAACUUAAAGUAUCACAUCCGGUUUAGUUUUUCUUGUUUCUGCAGUGAUUUAAAACAUGAUUGUACUAUAUUAACAUUCCUAUAAAUUAUCGAUCACUUGUCUAGUCAAAACACUCAAGAGCCUCUCACUAAAUUCUUGUUUUUUUUUAUUUGUUAAAAUCACUGUAAUCUUAUACAUAAUUAUCAUCUUCAGCUUAUAUUCAAGCACUGCCACUUGUAAUAUUUAUACAUAAAAAUAUAUUUAUAAUAUUUACAUGUUCUAAACUACCUACUAUUUUGUAUUACCUACCAUUGCUGUUCGUUUUAAUAAAAUUUUAAUUAAAUUUUC
This is a messenger RNA of Anthonomus grandis grandis, 6874 nucleotides long. It is a transcript of the gene Col4a1, whose product is annotated as collagen alpha-1(IV) chain. Gene Ontology annotation, cellular component: collagen type IX trimer. Gene Ontology annotation, molecular function: extracellular matrix structural constituent. NCBI's taxonomy places the organism in Eukaryota, Metazoa, Arthropoda, Insecta, Coleoptera, Curculionidae. The record is from RefSeq and is a predicted model, not a curated record. The transcript is spliced from 22 exons. The coding region runs from base 103 to 6057 and encodes 1984 amino acids.